Messenger RNA from Pimephales promelas (fathead minnow), 6712 nucleotides. RefSeq names its product AT-hook transcription factor (gene akna). Gene Ontology annotation, biological process: epithelial to mesenchymal transition; neuroblast division in subventricular zone; neuroblast delamination. The record is from RefSeq and is a predicted model, not a curated record. NCBI's taxonomy places the organism in Eukaryota, Metazoa, Chordata, Actinopteri, Cypriniformes, Leuciscidae. Gene Ontology annotation, cellular component: centrosome.
UUAAUUAAUCCAGCGUCUUUGUUGUAGCUUGCGGUUAUUUUCUGAAAGUAAAGAUAAAGUUGACAUCUCCAGAAUUCAAAAACAUUGCACUUUUCGCGUUGUACUUAAACUUUUAGGUAUGAAGUGAAAUAAAACUAGUCGCGUGGAGUGAGUGAUAGAGAUUUUGGCUCGCGCGAGCAACGCAACCCAACGCACGAGAAACUCGCUCGAGCUGAAGAGAUGAACCAAAACAAAAGUAAAAGGGACAUGGAAGCUUGAGUUACAUUUGUAGAGAAGCAGAUGUGAAGUCCAUGUUUGCCCCGUCGCUUGGUGAUGGACGGACGGGCUGGGGGUGUUAGUUUGUGUGCUGCUCUCAUGGAAACAGUCUGAAGUUCAUGUAUUCACAUGAAGAGAGCUGUAUUUAGAUGUCCAAGUUUGUGUUCAAUCACCUUGAUGACCUAUAAGUGGAUAUUACACCUAUUCAUAAAAACAUUCGUAAUUGGUCAACCAUGACAGAAGACCGCAGUGUCAGUGUGGAGGAGCUGUGGGUGGUACAGGACCUCAAGGUGGAAUAAAAGAGAGAGAUAAAGAGCAAGGUAAUGGAGCAGAGCAGAGGUGGUACCACUGCAGGAAUUCUGGUGUGGACACCAGCCCCAGCAUACCCCUCUCCCUCGAGCCCAGAGGGGUCGGACUUCAGCUGGGAUGAAGAACUGGAUGACGACUUCCAUAGCCAGAUGGAUGAGAACGGCAUCAUCGGUCUGGCAGAGAGUCAAGGGCAGCAGAAGGGAGGAGAGGAGGAGAUUGCAGAGGACCUGUUGUGGGACGUGAAGACCCCUGAGCCUGAACAUGGACCUCCACCUGCACUAGAGGCGAUAAGCUGUCACCUGAGUGAGCUGCUGGACUCCGAGCCGCUCUCUCAGGCCACUGGAGACGAGACAUUUCUGCAGGAAGAACACAGAGCAUAUGAAGAUGAAGCAGAUGAUUUGUUGGAAGAUUGGACUGAUGAUGAGGAUGGUACAGGAAGCCCAACAAUCCAAAGGCACAAAUUAAAUUCUUUCCCAGAGAGAGAGACAGCGUUAGACAUGACUGAUGAGGACACAUGUGACGAUACUCAGAGAUUCAUGGACCAAACACUUCCUGUCACAGAAGAGAUGGUAUCUAUGUUUAGAAUGGCGAAGAGCCUUGAUUUCAGUCACAAAAUGACUGAGACCCCCCAAAACAUUCCAAUUUCAGGAGUCCCAGAGCGAUCUGAGCAAAGUGAUUGUGAGGAACUCAAGGAAACCGAAGAGCAAUUUCCCCCAAUCUCACAUCGUUCCUUUAGAAACGCGUUUGAUCCCAUCAGUUUUCCCCAUUUGUCCUCAGAGGAAAUGAUGAAUAACUGUGAUAUUGAAGCAGAGUCAUCUCUUAGCACUUUCCAGAGUCCUGCUCCUAAAACAUACCACACUGUUAGAUCAAAAGGGGAGGAGAAUAAACACAAGAUCACACCUCAGGCUUCACCAAGAAGCCCUGUGAUGAAAAUCAGACUGGGGAAAAUGCACCAAGAUAGUACGAGUGGAGAUAAACUAGAAAGAAGGUUACACAAUCCUAACCACAACCUGCAGCCUCCAACGGCCUUUCCCAGAAAAACAAACCCUGCUUCCUGUGACGAUCAGGUUUCCAUUCCAGCACAGUGCAUUUCUAAAGCAAAAGACUCCCCCUCAGAGCACACGCCACCUCCUACACCUCACCGAUCUUCAGCAGUGAACAACCACAGAACCUCCAAAACCUCUUACACUGAUCCAGAUGACAUCAGGAAAGGACAACUGAGUCGCCCAUUACCUGAUUUCUCCAACGUGAAGCCGAGGGUUCGUUUCCCGAAAAACAGUGGAUACAAACCUCCUAAAAGCAGUAGACCCCCUCAUGAUAGAACUUCCCACCCAGAUCUUCCUGUAGUGUUCAAAUCCCCUGCUGAGAUUGUGAGAGAGGUCCUGUUGAGCAGCACUGAUGGGUCUCCAGGAAGUCCCUCCACCAGUGGGACCCUCAAGCGCCUGAACAGUACAGUACCAGAGGAGUUCCGCUGCCCCCAGCAGGCCAGCACACUGGUGCAGCAGCUGCAGGAGGACUAUAACAAGCUGCUUACCAAGUAUGCAGAAGCUGAAAAUACUAUCGAUCGACUUCGCCUUAAAGCAAAGGUUGGUCUCUGUUCUGAACCCCCAAAGCCCAGUACAGCUAUCCUGUCAGGUGUUAUUCAGGAAGGGUCAAAGGUCAUAACCCUCAAUUUUCCUCAAGCACAGAGGGCAGAGUUCAGCUCAGGAUCUGCUAACCUGACCCAGCAGAAGAAUGACCCCGAAAACUCCAGAAAAACAGUACCUCGCCCUUCCUCUGUGUGCUCCAUCAGCUCUGGAUCUCUUACAGCAGACUAUCUAACAGAGACUCUGACCAAACAGACUCAUAGAUUUCAGCUACAGGUUGAUGCUUUUGAGGCACUUCUAAAGAAUGGGAAACUCAAGCCCUGUGAACAGAUAAAGGGUCUCUCCACACUGGCAAAGGGGCAAGAGUCUCUUGAGAGGGCUUACCUAGAUGCACGAGCCCAGUAUCAGAUGCUGCAGCAGCGACAAGGCGGGCAUGUCACCUUUGACCCAGACAGGGACCUAGAAGGUCAGAUCUUCAGAUCAGGGAUGCGAUUGGAUGAGAUAAAGGAGUGGCUGGAGCAAGCAGAACAGAAGCAACCCAUUUCUGAAUCUACUUUAACCCCGCUCCCUCCUUCAGAUGUGCUCUGUAUGUCCAUGCUGGAGACUGAACCUCUACCUCAGAGCCCACUGUCAGCUGUCCAUCCUGAGGCAUGUGUUGGUGUGGACGUCAGUUUAGUUAGCAGAGAGAGUGAUGCAGACAGAGAGGAAGAAGAGAUCCUCCCAUUUGGUCUUCAUCCACUCUAUGACAAACACAAGCAUGUGGAGAAAGACUUCAGUAACCUCAUGGGCUGCUAUCAGAGUUUUAAAAAGCUCCCUGGGAUGCUGGACCAAGCCAUGACUUUAAAGAGCCGUGACUUGCUGGAUUUUGGACACUGUGUUCCCUCUGAGAAAAAAAGUGUAAUGGUCAGACAACGACACAGGACUGUUAAUGAGAGUGAGAUGACAAAAUCUGCUCAGCAGCAGCCAGCAGCAGAUUGUGUCCCUCGCUUUAGCCCAUCUGUUAGCUCACAGGUGUGUGACUCUAUGGAAACUCACCCAGAGGCUCUUUGCCACUUCUCGGUGUUGCCGGGGCAACAGGGCAGGGAGAAGAAAAUGUCAGUAAGCAGGAAAACUCAAAGCAGUAGCCUAACCAGCCUGGCAGAGAGUACAGAGCCCAAAACUAUGGGCCUGAAAGCAAAGGCCAAGACGGUCAGAUCGCCCCUUCUGGAUGGGGUCAUGUCUCCAGAGACAGACAGUGGCUUUAUGGGCUCUGAGAGCAGUCAGCUCACUCAUGCAGUACACAGUCCUCUACAACAGAGGGCAGUGGUGAGUUCCAUGUUGUCUCGCUCACACAUGAACACCGAAAGACCAGAGUCCGCUCCUCCUCCUGGGCAGCCUUUUGCCGUCGCCACCUCUCGCUCACAACCCUCUCCAAAUACCCUAGGAGAACACCUCAGCAUGUCUGGAGGAUGUACAGGUCCGGUUAGGAAGAGAGGAGGGGAGGAGACGCAUUCCUCUUCCAACCUUUCUCCAUCAAUCUCCCCCCUUCAUUGGCCUAAUAGCACCAUCCCCCCCUGGCCAAGCAGUCUGACCAGCCAAUCAGAUCACGGGAGUGAUCCUGUCCAUUUCUUAUCUGGGGAGGAAAAAACACAGGGUAGCCAAUACCCACAACCAGCCAAUCUGCAGCUCCGCUCUCACAGAAGCCCCUCCUUUCAUGUGCCACAUCACCACGAAGACCACCUCGAAGCCCAAAGUUCCGUUCAGCUAACAAAUCACCAAGAGGCUCUUGAAUCUCUACAGCAAGAAGUGAACCGACUAAAGGAGAGACUAGAGGGAAGUCUGAGACUCUCCAAACCUGCUAGUCCUGUUAGAGCGCCCUCUUCUGCCACAGAAAACACCACAAAUCACGCACGCCCACAGAUACUAACACCGCAGUGGGUUCAUUUAAGGUCAGAGAGGAGGAGAAGGCAGACAGAGAGAGAAAGGAAUGGUGAAAAAGAAAAAGGAUACUCACCAAGACACAUCCUGAGGCAGAGAUCAGCAUCUUUACCUCGACAUCGACCUGAAACUGACUUGACAACUGAUUCUGAGCAAAUCCAGUCUGAGCCAAGACCAUCAACAUCAAGACAUGUCCCGAUGUCCCCUAUGACAUCAAGAGGGAGAAGACAAACCAGAGGAUUUGAACGUCACAAAGAGGACAGUACCUCAGGCAGAUCCGAUAAUAGCGAUGAAAUGGAACUGGGCCGAGGACCGGAACCUACCUGUGUAUACUGCAAAUCAGAUCGCACUGGUGCCUCGACACGCCCAAUGAGGAGCAGGAGCUCUCCACGUCUCACGCAACCUUCCUGUAGCCAAUGCCCAUUGUGUGGUGCAUUAAGAGCCUCUCAAACAGCUAAUCAGGUGCCAGUGUCCACACCCAGAAGGAGUGAGCCAAUGAGAUCCUUACAGAAGGACAGAGGAGGCAUGAAUGUGGCAGUGGCUCCUCACCCCACAUUGCAGGGAGGUGUUCCAGUUAUCCCAUAUGUGCCCGUCUAUCCUUCAACUCUGUACUUCUCCAGCCCAGUGCCGGCACAGGCCUACUCACAACCCUUUAACAUCACAGCAAGUCCCAGCAGAGAUGGGGUCAGAGGUCAUCGCAGACGCUCUCUCUCUCUGAACAGCUCUCUGACCCGCGCCCUCACAGCGGCUAGAAACAUGAAAGAGGUCUCGCAUCGCAUGGCUCACUCCCUGUCCUCAGGGCUGCACUGCAGUAGCUUCCUCACCACAUCCUGCACCUAAUGACAUCAGCAUUUGUUCAUUCAGCUGACGCUUUUAUCCAAAGUGACAUCAAAUGAGGAAUAAUACAUUUGUGCUGCUCAGCUGUUUCUCACAAAGAAAGUGAUGUUUGAUUGUUUUCAUUAGUUUACGUAAAACAACUUUUUCCCAUAGCAGUGUGUCUGAUGCCAUUCAAUGCUGCAGUAGAAAAUGCUGGGAAAUGUCUCAGGUGACUUUUAGAGAUCGAUAGCUGCAUUAUGGUAGCUUAAACAAUACAGGUUUGUAUAUAGAAGGACCUCAAAUAUUUGGAAACUUAAUCCACACUUAAAGAUGUAUGCAUGCCAUUGGGAAAAAGCUAAAUAAGAAAGCAAAAAAAUACAAAAUUUUUUUUAACUAAAAAGUUUGAAAAGUUUGUUAGGUUUUAAAUGGAAAAAGCAAUAAAUAUACGGUACUGUUAUAAAUGAGGAUAAAGACGUGGUGGUUUCCAAACAUUGGUAGAACUUUAGGACAUCUACUAUUUUACAGAAUUAUUUUAUCAGAUACCAGUUGGAUUUAUAUUUUGUUAUAUAAUCAAAAGACAUGCAUGUUUAAGUGUGAUUUAAAUGUCAAAAGGAUUUUUGGGUCCACUGUACUAGAGCUCUUUUUUCUGGCCAGACCAGAUAAUGUCAUUGUUAAGAUUUUCAAAUAUCCACAGGUAGAUUUAUAUUUGUUUUAACUAAGAAGAAAAGUCACUUUCACAGUAUGAAUGUGGAAUGGAUUUGUUUUUCAUAUCUGUCAGUGACAGGUUUUUAAAUCUUUAUCUUUUCUAAUAGGGGGAAUAAGUACAGUGCUGUUCUUGAAGUUGUUGUGUGAUUUUUUUUUUUUGUAUUUAUAUUAUGGUACUUUUGUACUGUAUUUGUUUACCUGGAAUUUCCAAAUUUCAACUGGAUAACCUUUUUUUAAACUUGAAUUCAGUGUGUAUAAUCCAGCAUACCUUGAGUCCCACAAGUGUUUGUAGCAGCAUUGAGGUCAGUGUGAAAAGAAAGACCAACAUGCAUUUCACUUUGUGUUUUUCUGUUUUAUUGGGUUGUGAGAUAAUGAUUGUUAGUACUAAAUAUUUUAUAUAUAGUUUUCCUUGGAAAAUGUCUUUUUAGUGCUGCUUGUUUUUAUUGACUCUGGUAGCGUUUUUUCUAAAUGUUUUUAUGUGUUUUUGUAUUUAUAGAGCUGUACUUUUGUACUUAAUUUACUACUACUAUAAAUGAUUCUAUAUUUGACCUGUGUCAUGCUACUGUUUUCCUUACAGCUAGGUAACGGACCAGACCUGCUGUCUGAUAUGCUAGGGGUUUUGUAUGGAGAGAAAUCUGAGUUGAAAGUCAGCUAAUGUAUCAUACAUUCAGAAUCCAGUGAUCAAGGUUGGUGGCUAAUCAAAUGGUCUAUCCAACAACAUUUUAUUCAAUGUAACGGGGUUCACACAGUGUUGAAAACCUGGAAAUAACAGGUAGCCAUUACCACACCUGUAAUUAAUAAUAAAAUAAAUACUUUUCUUAUAUACACGGGUUAAAGAAUAAAAAUGAAACACCGAUUAAAAAUUCUCUAAAAUUCCGUACCAAUUUUCAACUUUACUUUCAUGCUUUUUAUUUUAUUUUUUAUUUUUUUUGAUGCAAUCCAGGUUAGUACCCAGACAUCCCUUUUAGACAGCUUUCUGUUGGAUGUGGACAAGAAGUCCUGUUGGAUGUGGUUCUAUGGAAGUAAAUUAAUGUCAAAUGCUUUUGAAACAAAAAUCAUGUUGAAUUGCAUCAAGUGAAAAUUUUAUUUAUUUAAUUUUUUUAAAUAAAAUUGCAUUAACCAUG